Messenger RNA from Penicillium diatomitis, 390 nucleotides. RefSeq lists its product as uncharacterized. Lineage: Eukaryota; Fungi; Ascomycota; Eurotiomycetes; Eurotiales; Aspergillaceae. The coding region runs from base 1 to 390 and encodes 129 amino acids. The record is from RefSeq and is a predicted model, not a curated record. The transcript is spliced from 2 exons.
AUGCAAUACAAGGUUGAUAACGAGAGUGGCCGGGAUAUCUACCGCUGCUAUAAUGACUUCGGUACUUUUGACGGGAGAGAAAUCAAGAAUAUGGUUUCUAAAUUGGUCGAUUUCGGGCUCAUAACCAGAUUUAAUAACUUGUCUACCCGAAACUGGGUAUUUAUCCUACCCAACCGGACUAUUAAAGUGCUCCGGAGGAGGUCUAUUUGCAAUAUAACAGGCUUUUUGUUUCCCUUGGUUUUGGUUACAAUCUCUGGCUUGGGCUCAAGGCUAACAAUCUUAUUCGGCAAGUUAUGGAUCAUCCUUGGUAAUAAGGUGUUGUUCCAGCAGGUACAUCAUACAAACUGCCAAUACGACGCAAAGUCACACCUCGCGGAAAUGAUUGCCUGA